UUAACAAUCUACUAUUACGUGGUAUAUAAGCGCAUUGUCAUUUUCCUUACAUCGCAUGCGUUCAACGCUGCAUUUAUAUAUUUUAAGCUAUAUAUUUGUCGUGCAAGAUAUUACGAUGUAGACGACUGUACGCGUUCUUAGCAGAUAGCGGAACACGUCAGAUUUAUCAAACACAUCAUUUCGUCCUGGCACCAUGAAGCACCCUAGGACAUCUAAUUACAGACCAGAUAUCAUUACGAAUGUCAGCCAGCAAACGUGGCCCGCAAACAUGAGCUGUACAGUGUACAAUGCUCCUUCACCACCCAGAAACACUAGACACCCACAUGCCCUUUUGUUUCGGCUCCCCGCGUAGGAUAACUGGAGAUCCAAGGGGUGAAGGAGCUCUACAUAUAAUGGGCUAAAGUCCCUAGCUCUUCCCUGCACUCGGCGGCAAAAAGUCGAAACGUGUGGGCCUGCAGACGUACCCGUUUCUCCAUACAAGGCACUCCUUGGCGACUCGCUCAACGCACCAGCUCACAUAAUAUUGUUAGCCGAUAGCUUUUUAUGUCCAAUGCAUUAUUCGAUACUCAUUUAAAAUUCUAACAUAAGCUUAUAAAGAAAGCUCGCCAUUUCGAAGCGGUCCCCUGCUGGUGACGGUCGUCGGAACAAAAUAAAUAACCGGCGUCUAAAGUAAAGAUAUCAGGCUAUCUGCCCGUUUUAUUAAGCAGAUAUAUUACGCAAAUAAUUGAGUUUGGGAGCCGGUCUGCGCCUACGCUUCAAAAAUCGCGGGGGCGAUCGGAGGCUUCGACGCGUGCUCAAACGCGCAAGCGCACCGUGCUAUACACACGCGUCAUUAAAAAAAUAAAAACAAAAAAAAACUUACGAACGUGUGACCUUUCUUUAAAGUGACAGUUAAAAAGUACGCGUGAUUUGACGGUUCAAAUUUCGAAUUCGAAUAAACUAGUGCUGGAGUUGGCGAUAGUUAUCGAUGUUUUAGUUUAUGAAUGGAGUGUAGGAAGUGACGUCAUGAUUAGUGUUGUGACUGUGUGGAUGACAAUGAGCGACCAUUAGAGCGGAAAGAAUGUGGUUAAUGUUGGGUGUGGCGCUACUGGUGGCGGGCACGGGCGCGGAGUGGCGCUGCCCCGGACUGAGCGCGCGCCCAGCCGCCGAGUGCUCCUGCGAUCUGCCACACACGCUGCGCUGUGCUGGCGACCAUACUGCGCUGCAGAUAAUCGGCCGUCAUCUACGUGAACAGCGUGCCAAGAACAAGAACACGACGGUAUCACUGCUCGACUGCGCCUUACGUGGCGUAUCAGCGCUAACGGCGGCGUCUGUCACCGAGUUGGCUGGCGUCGGACUGCACGGAUUAGUUAUAUCCUCGGGGGAUAUAAGGAGAGUGCAGUCGGGAGCCUUUAACAUGGUCGCUGGGACUUUACUAGCACUUGGUUUACCAAAUAAUCAGUUGCCUUCAGUACCUACGGAGGCCAUAGCUCAUUUGUCAAUAUUAGACCGUCUGGAUUUGUCUAACAAUAAAAUACAUGUUUUGGAUCGGACUUCGUUUAAGGGUAUACAGAAUUUGACAUACCUGGAUUUAAGCGACAACCAGCUGACCGACAUCGCGCCGGGCGCGUUCAGACCUUCGGAAAGGUUGGCGGUACUGAAGCUUCGAGGGAAUCUGCUGAAAGUGGCGGCGCUGGCGUCGCUUAAGGAAGCCCACUUCUUACGAGACUUGGACUUAUCCAGUAACGCCUUGGAAGGCCCGCUGGGUCCCAACACCGUACCACCUUUGCCGUACCUGACCAACCUUCAGCUAUCCGACAACACUUUUGCGAGCAUACGGCGAGGAGCAUUAUCAGGACUCACCAAUCUGACCCACCUGAGUCUACACAAUAAUCAAAUUGAUGUUCUGGAAGACUACGCGUUCCGGCAUCUCCUGAACUUAACGCAUUUGGACCUGUCCCACAACGAGAUCGUGGCAGUGUCAGGCUCAUCAUUAGCUCAGUUAGUAUACUUGGUGCACUUGGACCUCUCCCACAACUUCCUGCGAUCCCUGUCAGCGGAGCCGCUGAAGGGCCUGCAGCGGCUCUCCGAGCUGAUGCUGCACGACAACGACAUCUCCAUCAUCGACGACGGUGCGCUGGCGCAGCACCCUCAACUUACGAGGUUCACCAUCGAGGAUAACCCACUUAAUUGCGAUUGUCUAAUGGCCGGCUACGCUCGAUGGUUGCGGGAGGCGAAAAACCUUUCUCAAGCGGACAAAGCCGCUGCAGUCUGCACAACUCCACCACACUUAGAAGGGGCGCUUAUAUCCAGACUGUCGAAAAACAAGUUGUGUGACGACUUUGAACAUGUUGAGAAGAUUGAGGUGGAUUAUAAAAUUGUCAAUACUGUUGAUGAUAAGGAUGAAUAUGAAGAUAAAGGGCUGGAUGAUGAUAUGUAUGAUGAUGAGAUGGGCGUGCCGGCGGAGGAGGAUUUGCCCAUUUCUAAAGCUAAGGUUUCUCUCCUUGAUGCGUGGUUCGACGAUUCAGAGGUCUACCUGUCCUGGUCAGUGGACCCGCCAUCACCACAUCGUUUAAGAUGUACUGGCGUCACAGUGGCGCGAGGAGGCGGUCUGCCGAAGCAAGUCGCUUGUCACAGAGCCGCGCCCGCCAAUGUGGUGCUAAGGGGACUCAAGAUAGAUCCAGUGGAUCAGUAUACGUUCUGCAUAGCUCUGGAAGAGAUGGAUAGCAACGAUAUCCCCCUGUCUCUCGUCCUUGGUUGCGGAGCUCCUCAGGUGGUGCGGCAGCGGGCCCCCUUUGUUACCCCAGUGCCAGUCCCCGUGACGCUUCCUGUUACCAGAGAGAACUUGAGGGUAACUGAAGUUCGCUCCAACGUGACCAGCGACGGGCUCCUAACUGUCGUCAUAUCAAUGAUGGGCCUGCCUACUCCUCGCCCGUUCAUCCUUCCACGCUCACAGAGACUCUCGUCAACCACAAGAAUACAUAACUGCUACAUAGUUUUAGCUGUACUAUCCAGGGGUUCCUUGGUAGCUCAGAAAGACACGCCCUGUCAAUCGACUUUAGAAAUUUCUAUGGAAGGAUUCUUGAGAGGUCCUUAUGAAGUAUGUGCGACUUUAUCGAAAUAUAAAGCGCAUGAUAGCAGAUCUAUCUGUAUAGUGCCUCAGGUAUUGGAGUCAGGGUCUUUAGAGAUGAAGGCAGGUUUUAAAAGUUUGAAUAUGGCGUUGGUUGGAGUAGCGUUAGGGUUAAUGGUGAUUGUGGUGGGCUUAGUAUGGUUUGUUAGGAAGAUGUUGAAGAAACCAACUCAAUUUGAACCUCACAGAUGUUUUAGGCAGGAACCUGUGCCGGAAGAGAGUCCUAGAUCUAAUUAUGUGAUGCUGACUGCUACUUCCAAGGUUUAAUAGCUUCAUAAAUAUAUAUAUCGGAGCGGCGAAGGUGGCCAAAAAUAUCAGAACACGCACUCUAGUCUUGAUAAUAGAAGUUUUGUUCAGAUACUUAUUUGAAAACACCUGGGCCGCUCUGAUAUAAUAAUCUGAUUUCUAGUGUACAGGAAGUGGACAGGGUUUCUCGCGGUUUCAUGCACCUGACUUGAAAGUCGAAAUGUAGAAAAAAACAUGGUCGACACGUGACAGUUAGACGUGUAAAUAACUUGUAAAGUACGUGUAAAUAUUCGCUAUCUGAGAGUUUACAGAUGUCAAAUAGUAUGAUAUUGUCCCAUGAAAGUUUACUUUUUUCCAAUACUAUGCGUUGUCGACUUUUCUUUGCUUGUAUUUCUUCCACGGUGCACUUCGAAAUUCCUGCAUUUCUACAAGUAGCUCGUGUUUCAAAAGAUUUUAGAACGAUAUUUGACUUUGAUUUUGAUAGCUCAUGACAUUGAUGUGACACCGUUACUAUGUACCGUUACAUACCACAAUUGCAUACUGAUUGACUGCAAUUUUCCAUCAAUUUGACAUCGGUAACAUCGUCACUUUUUCUACUUACUGUGACGUGUCAAGCCAUCAUUAACAAGUCGAAUUCACAGCGCUUCAGUUUUCUGUGCAGUCACCAUAAUGGGGACAGAAAUAACACCUUCAACUCUCGACAAAAUGCCAUUCCAACCUCUUACCAAGCGCGGGAAAGGAUCCGUCAAAACACCUUAAUUAAACAGUGGCGCCACAGUAUAUCUAGAAUGUUUGUUAAAAAAUUUCAAAUCAUUGACAGCGCACUUCACUCCGUUAAUAACAUAAGUUCAUCGCUACUCUAGCGCCACUCUGGAGAGAUUUGGAACUGUUAUGUAUAGCUUUUGCAAUUGUUCUCCCAUAAUUCUCAUAACAGAAUUUUCUCCAUACCUGUAAUCUCCAUAGUACAAACAAUCUGUAGGUCUAAGAUGGUCGGCUCUUUAUCAUUUGUCACCAUGCCUGUCAUGUUCUAACAAGUAUGUAAGCGCGAAAGUGACGGGCAUAGUGACAAGUGAUAAAAAUGGAACCAUGCUGCCACCGCUGUACUCUUUCAGUAAGUAUAAUAAAUUUAAUACCGCUUUAUUUUACGAGCACUCACUGAUCACACAUGGUUAUCUAAUGUUGUGUAAGUUGAAGAAAGUUUCUAAAAAGUACCGACAGUUCUCAAAAACUUUUGAAAUUUUUCAGAGGAAUUAUAAGGAGUGUUUAGAAUAUUGUCUGGCUAUAGGAAAUCUUUAAAAAAAAUCGAAUUUUUCCAUAGGGAAAGAUUUAAAAUUCCAAACUUUCGGUCAGCAGAAAAUAUUAGUACUUAUAAAGCUUUUACGGGUCUAGAGCUCUUGGCUCGCGCAAACAAUCAGAAUACAAGAACAGACGAUAUUUAUAUAGUGCACAAUGCUUUAGUUUCUGAAGUUAAAACUACAAACAUUAUACAAAGACUCGACGAGAAAUAAACUUAUGUUGUGAGUUAUAAAAAUAAGAUGCUUUUAUUGUGUGUUCAAACGUAUCAGUUUCUGAGAAUGGCCUGUAAAAUAUUUUUAACGGGUGUCGUUACUUGUAAAUAUUUUUCUCAAAUUCACAGCAUUCUGAAAAACAUAAUAUGCAUUAUUUUAUCGACAACACAAUCGGCUUUCGAAUAUAUAAUUCGUAUUUCAGGCAAAAAAACCCAAAUGAAUUAUAAACCGAAAUAAAGCCAGAGGGCGUACCUCGGAACACGAUCGACGUAUUACCUCCCUGUCACACGUACGAGAUUGCAAGUGCGACAGAAGUAGAACCAAGGUCUGACGCUAACGAUUCCACUGGCACAGAUGUUCCGAUCCUAGCUCAGCCCUGAGAGCAUACCGGGAACACCGAAGUUCAUAAAAUGCGGGCAUCUUUCACUGUCACACUCCAACUAAGGCGUAGUUAGAGUGACAGGGAAAUAUGCCCGCAAUUUGCAAACUUCGGUGUUCGCGGUAGGCCCUCUGGGCACUGGAGGUCACUUUUUUGUUGUAUUAGGUAUAUGACAACUAUUUUAGUUUAUAAUUUAUGUCGU
Messenger RNA from Cydia pomonella (codling moth), 5444 nucleotides. RefSeq names its product slit homolog 1 protein (gene Lrt). Gene Ontology annotation, molecular function: protein binding. NCBI's taxonomy places the organism in Eukaryota, Metazoa, Arthropoda, Insecta, Lepidoptera, Tortricidae. The record is from RefSeq and is a predicted model, not a curated record. The transcript has 12 exons. Bases 1061 to 3376 code for a protein of 771 amino acids.